GGCGGUGGCCGGCCCGGCCGCGCCCAGAAAAACGAGUCGCACGACUCGUCCCUCUCCUUCGCUCGAUCCCCAACCUCCCCACUCGCGCUCGCGAUAGGGUUACAGGGCCGCCGCCGCCCGACAGCCCGCCCCUCCCGCUCGCCGGAAGCCCGCUGCUCUCCCCCGCCCGCUCGCUUCGAGGCCCGCAGCCGUUGCUCCGCCCCGGCCACUCCUUCGCCCCGCCUGCUCGCCUCGAGGCCCUCAGCCGCUGCUCCGCCCCGGCCGUUGGCCUCGACACCCGACGCCGCCUCGCCGGAGUUUGCUCGGGCCGUCGCCUAGGCUGAGCUCUCAUCUCCUCUCUGUCUUCUCUGUUCUGUUCUGGGUGCAGCUCUAUUCCUUCUUGUUCGUCUCUGUUCCUAGUGUACAUGGAAAAAUGGAUGGAUGUUUGUUUGUUUGGUAGGAGUAGAUGAUUUGCUUGAUGGCUGAAUGGAUGUAUGCUCGUUUUCAUGCUCAUAUUCGACAUAAAUUGUCCAAAACAACUAUUCCCAGUUUUAGUUUUAGCAAUUCAACACACAGUUUUAGUUCAGGGACAUUACAGACAUUUUAGCACACAACUCAUCCCAUAAAUCUCAGACCACAAUCUUAGAAAAGAGCUCGACAGCUGAUUUUGGGUGAUUCUGCAGGGAACUGAUUUUGGGGGAAGUUUCUCAAAAGCUGAUUUUGGAGACUGCGCGGUGGCUAUUUUGCGGCGGAGGAGGGGUAUGCGCAUUAUUUUGUCUCUGCAUAGUAGCGAUUUGAAUUUGAUAAGUAUAGGCAUAAGAGGGGAGAUUGGAGGCGGUGGAGAUGCAAAUCCUCUCGCGCUCGAUUACUCGAAGCGUCAGCAGGGUUGCCUCUGCUCUGCCUCGCUGCUGGUUUCCAGCACUUGCGCGAGGAGAUGCUCCACGAAAUCAACAUCUUGAUCGUCUUUUCCUUGAGAAGAGUACACUGAAUUGGCUGCGCCAGUUCUCCAUACAUGGCGUGAAUGAGACGAAGACUAAUAAUGCAGCAGAGGACAGUGUCCAGACGUUAAACACUAGUUUAACUGAAGAUACAUGUUACAUGCCGAUAAUUUCAGGGAGCAGCCACCGUGAUGGUGCUAUAUACAAGAGAGCGGCUUAUUGGGAACAUAAUUACUUUUUUGAUAUCGCUGACCGUACAGAGACUCGGUUGGAGCCAGCGCGUGCAUACGAUAUACCGCGUAACAUGAUGCAGAUCUUUUCAAUGAAGUUAGCUAAAGCUCCUAUCAACAGUGGCUCAAUACAGUUAUAUGGAUAUAUAGCAGCACGUGAUGAAGUUGAUCUAAGACUCAAUUAUGUUUUCAAUCGCAGCAGGGAUGAUCCCAUCAUCGUGCAGCAGGGUUCUCUAAUUGAAAUGAACGGCCCUAAGAGAGCCAUCCUGUUGAUAUUUGAUGUGCUACUUGAGUUUGACAUGAGGAUCAAGAAUGGGGAGAAUGAAGAGGAUGAUUUACAGCUGAUUGAUGGAAUCUCAGAAUUUGACGGUUUACGCAUGUCGUGGAGACCGCACGAGGUUCGCAUUGGUGGAAAUUGUGGUGCAGUUGAUACGUCUUUUGCACUUGUUCAUAGUUCAGUUGAGGCCACAGUACAAGUUAUCAUAUCAAAAGUGCAGACUGGCUUUGAUUUAUCUCUCAGUUCUACGAUUGCUCUUCUGGAGAUGAAUAAAGAAUUCCAGCUCUUCAGUGGAAAUAUUAGUGAGUCCUGUGGCUUAGGAAGCUUUGUGAUUGCUGUCACAUGGGAUACGCUGAUGAAUUUGAAGUUCAAGGUUGAUCACGAAGGCUGUAACAAUAAUAUUGAACGCAAUUGUUCCUUCAAAGCUAAGUUAAAUGGACACACCAGCCAUCAGCUAAAUCUCGAGACUGCCUCAAUUUUAGUUAAGGUGACUUGGGCUGUGUUGCCUGCAUCGUUGAGCAAUUAACAGUAUUGUGUAGUCCUGCACUGAAUGGAUUUGUUUACUUGGUUGUGCCGAAAGCUGGGUCAGUUUUCGUCCUCCAAGCUGGUUGCUGGAAGGUGACACUGAUCGGUGACAAACUGUCACCAAAGGAGAAGUUGAAGGAAACCCAGUGUCUGCAGUGUGCGCAAUCACCGAUCAGUUAGAGUUUCGAGCCUGUUAGACUCUGUUUUCUGACAAAUUUUGCCCACAGUUUUUCUUGUUUAGUCUUUGUUUCUGUUGAUUAACGUCAGUCUAUCCCUUCAUUGCUUAGCACCUGGCAGUUCUUGUUGCUCCACAUUGUAAGCCUCUCACACCUAGCAAAGACGCAACACUGAGAAAUUCCUUGGUUAAUUCGAACA
Triticum aestivum (bread wheat) is the source of this 2324-nucleotide messenger RNA. RefSeq lists its product as uncharacterized. Lineage: Eukaryota; Viridiplantae; Streptophyta; Magnoliopsida; Poales; Poaceae. The record is from RefSeq and is a predicted model, not a curated record. Bases 823 to 1950 code for a protein of 375 amino acids. The transcript has 2 exons.